Lathyrus oleraceus (garden pea) is the source of this 843-nucleotide messenger RNA. Its product is annotated as LEAF RUST 10 DISEASE-RESISTANCE LOCUS RECEPTOR-LIKE PROTEIN KINASE-like 2.1. The transcript has 3 exons. NCBI's taxonomy places the organism in Eukaryota, Viridiplantae, Streptophyta, Magnoliopsida, Fabales, Fabaceae. The record is from RefSeq and is a predicted model, not a curated record. Gene Ontology annotation, molecular function: ATP binding; protein kinase activity. Bases 1 to 843 code for a protein of 280 amino acids. Gene Ontology annotation, biological process: protein phosphorylation.
AUGACGGGGAGGAAGGUUUGGUUUGUUAAAAUCAAUCCCGCCAUGAAGAACAAAGUGAAGUUCGCGGAUGACACCACUCUAAAGGCUGAUGGGAUCAAUGAUGUUUUGAUCAUAAGAAUGGAUGAUAGAUAUUCCUUGAUCAAAGAUGUUUUGUACAUUUUGGGAAUCAAAUAUAAAUUUCUAAGUAUUGGCCAAUUGCUUGAGAAUGGUUACAAGAUUCACAUGGAAAACAAGGGGUUGCGCGUUAUGGACGCAAAAGGAGAUUUGAACAAAUUAGGUCAAGGAGGGUUCGGAAGUGUAUACAAAGGGAAUUUACCUGAUGAAUGUGUUGUUGCAGUGAAGGUUUUAAGUGAAUCAAAAGAUAAUGGUGAAGAUUUUAUUAAUGAAGUUGCAAGUAUCAGGAGAACUUCACAUGUCAACAUUGUUAAACUUUUGGGAUUCUGUUUGGAUGGAUCUAAAAAGGCAUUAAUAUAUGAAUUCAUGUCUAAUGGAUCUCUUGAGAAUUAUGGAAUGAUUUUAGAAAUGGUUGGUCGAAGUAAGAACAUUAAACUUGAAGUGGAUUGUUCUAGUGAAUUAUAUUUUCCACACUGGAUUUAUAAACGUCUUGAAUUGAAUCAGGAUUUUGGACUUAAGUGUAUUAAAAAUGAAAUUGAUGAAGAAAUGGUAAGAAAAAUGACAAUGGUGAGUUUAUGGUGCAUACAAACUGACCCUUCAAAUCGACCAUCAAUGCGUAAAGUGGUGGAAAUGUUGGAAGGGAGCCUUCAAGUGCUGGAAAUACUGCCCAAACCCUUUUUGUCUUCUCCUUCAACAUCUUCAAUCCAUAUAUCAUCUGAAAUGUUGUAA